Messenger RNA from Sphenostylis stenocarpa, 354 nucleotides. The record is from the annotation of a GenBank genome assembly. Lineage: Eukaryota; Viridiplantae; Streptophyta; Magnoliopsida; Fabales; Fabaceae.
AUGCCGGAAGAGGAUUUGGUUGACAUCAAGUUUAGGUUGUACGAUGGCUCCGAUAUCGGACCCUUCAGGUACUCAUCCGCCGCCACCGUCGAUGUGCUUAAGCAGAGGAUUGUCUCCGAUUGGCCCAAAGGUAAAACAAUCGUGCCAAAGUCAGCUAAUGAAGUGAAAUUGAUUAAUUCCGGUAAAAUCUUGGAAAACCACAAGACUGUUGGUCAAUGUAAAGUACUAUUUGGUGAGAUUGCAGGAAGUAUUAUAAUGCAUGUUGUUGUACAGCCAUCUCUAGCAAAAACUAAAGCUGAAAAGAAGGUUGAUGUUUCACCCAAGAAGGCUGUCUGUACUUGUUCCAUAUUAUGA